This is a messenger RNA of Dujonia railenensis, 1653 nucleotides long. The record is from the annotation of a GenBank genome assembly. Lineage: Eukaryota; Fungi; Ascomycota; Pichiomycetes; Serinales; Debaryomycetaceae.
AUGUUUGGUAGAUCUUCCAACACAUCGUCUACCUCGACCAAGGCUCCUACACUUGAACAACAAAUCGAUAGGGCCACAGAUGAGACCUUAACUGCAGAUAACUGGCAGUACAUUUUAGAGGUUUGUGAUAAGAUCUCCCAAGAUCCCGAGACUACUACGAAGCAAGCAAUUAAAUUUGUCAGUGCUCGACUUGCAUUGAAAGAUGCUAACGUCAACUUGAGGAGUUUAUCACUUUUGGUGGCAAUAGCAGAAAACUGUGGAUCAAGGAUGAAGCAAGAAAUUGCUUCAGCUUCCUUUAUUAAUGAAUCGUUGAUGAAGAAAUUGAGUGACAGGAAGGUUCAUGUGACAGUGAAACAUAAGGUCGCUGAAUGCAUCAAACAACUUUAUGAUUCCUUCCGUGGAGACCCAUCAUUGAAACCAAUGAGUGAUGCCUAUGACAAGGUGGUUAAGAUAUUCCCCCAGUACUUGAGCGGGAGUGGAGGUGGCCGGGCUGCGCCUAGUAAGCCCGCUAAAAAAGAGAUUCUGCAGUCUGAAAAGGCUAAAGAGGAUGAAGAAUUACAGAGAGUUUUGAAAGAAUCCUUGCAGGAAUACGAGGCCGAACAAAAGGUGAAAAAUGAACCAGUCAACCGCAAUAAGCCAUUACCCGUAGUGGCCACCAACGAGAUAGAACAACAGAAGACUGGAGAGCAGACUAUAGCCACUAUUACCAAAGUACGUGCGCUAUAUGAUCUCAUUUCUUAUGAACCUGAUGAAUUAUCCUUCCGUAAAAAUGAUAUUAUCACUGUUUUGGAGUCAGUGUAUCGUGAUUGGUGGAAGGGAUCAUUACCGAAUGGAAAAGUUGGGAUCUUCCCAUUGAACUAUGUCACUCCUGUAGUUACCAAAUCUCCUCGAGAAUUGGCCAAGGAGCAACAAUUUGAACAGAAGAUACUCGCUGUUGACCUGAAAAAAGUGGAUAAACUCUUGGCAUUACUUUCUACCAAUAACCCAGAUCAAAUAAAUGAAGACGAGAUUACAAGAUUAUACAACGAGAUUGUUCCAAUUAGACCUUCUGUGGGGAAAUUCAUUGAUAAGUAUAGUAUAAGGAAAGAAGAAUUGUUUCAAUUGAAUUCCCAAUUAAACGCCGAGGCUAAACUAUACAACGAAUUAAUGGAUACUCUGAUUUCCCAAAGGGCCAACCGUCAACAGUUUAGUGGCCCAGGUGGAGCUCCUGGACUGCAGAACUUGCCACCUUAUCCCACGGGCCCAAGCGGUCCUGCAAACUUCCCACCACAGUUUUCAUCUCAACCUCAACCUCAACGUCAACAACAAAUGCAGGGUCAACCUCAAGUUCAAGCCCAAACACAAUUGCAAGGGCAGCAGCAACUUUCAUCUCAGCCGACAAGUAGUGGAUUUGGAAAUGGCAGGCUGGAGUCUGCUAAUGGUAAUGGUCAACCUGCUUUUUUCCAAGGACAAUACCAGCAAUAUCCAGUUCAGCAACAAGCUUAUCAGCAAUCUCCUGAACAACAACACCAGCAACAACAACACCAGCAGCAGCAGCAUUACCAACAACCGCAACACCAUCAACAGCAACAGCAACAGCAUAAUAUACCCAAUAGGCAAAGUACACAGAAUUUUCUGAAUAUUAACCAAUUUCCAGAUGUUCAAAAUAUAUAG